AUGAAGAAGGCAUUCAAGCCUCAAGCAAGCAGUGCACGCUCUUUUGGAGGUACCGGCUUUGGUGGGGGUUUUGGUUCCACUGGUUUUGGUGUAUCCUCGUCGCCGCUGUCAUGGAUCGGUGAACCGCCGGAUCUCUCAAACAUCUCGGACCCCAAUGUGGGAGUAGCAUUCAAGAACUUGACCAAAAAGGACAGCACAACCAAGGCCAAGGCUCUCGAGGAACUCCAGCAAUACGUCUCUGCUCCCGACCAGCAGAUCGAGGAGGCAGUCUUGGAAGCAUGGGUCAAACUAUAUCCCCGUCUCUCAAUAGACAGCGCUCGCCGCGUGCGUCAAUUGGCACACAAUGUUCUUGGUCACAUCGCCGUCAAAAGCGGAAAGAGAAUGGUGAAACACAUGUCCAGAAUCGCUGGACCUUGGCUUGCAGGCGCUCAAGAUAGUGAUCGUGCCGCUGCCAAAGCUGCUCAAGAUGCUCUCAAGCACGUCUUCAACACUCCCGAGAAGUUGCAGAACCUUGGAAAGGCUUUCCAACAACCAAUUCUUGAACACUGCAGAGACGCUCUUUUGAAUGAGACGGUUCAGACAUUAAGCGACGAGCGAAGUGUUAGUCCCGCUGAUGCUCAGGCUACCUACUCACGCGUUGUUGCCACGAGUAUUGCCGUUAUCUCAAACCUUCUCAAUGACCUUGCGACAGAAGAAGUGGCCAAACAGCAGGAGCCAUACGAAGGCAUUGUUGGUCAGAGCAAGAUAUGGGAGUUGGCGUCCUACAAAGAAGACGUUGUCGUCAGGAGAUCUAUUCAUCGAUUCUUGCGUACAUGCUUGUCUAAGCAAAAGACUGCUGUCGAGGCUAACCUGUCCACCAUCAGCGAAGCUUACAUCUCAAAGGCCCUCCCUCACGACCAGACUGGCUCAUCUUAUGAUUUCAUGUUGGCUCUUGUGGAGCUUACAGAUGCUUUCCCUCAUGCCUGGACUACAAGCUAUACAUCAAAGAAGCCAGCCAGCACAAGAUUACGAGGCUGUAUCAAGCGCGGCUCUCAGGCUGGACCUGCUGAGUUUUGGACCAACGCUUGGCUAUUGUUUAGCAAGCUGCCUGCGGAGAUCUUGCCUCAAAAAUACUCUGAAGCUGAAGAAUUGCUAAAUGCAGUGCACGAUGGUGUCAGCCAGAAGGACGAUCGCUUCAACGCAUCUGCAGCAUGGUUCACCUACUUUAAGAUCCUCGACCUGAUCCAAAGCACUGCGUCUCUAUCUGAUGAGGAGCAUGAGACUCUGCUAAACAAGAUGGCUAUUCCAGCAAUUGAGCAGUACCUGCGACCAUCUCCCAGUACCUCAGAUUGGCUCAUCUCUGGAGCCAAGCCUGCUUGGAAUGUUUCGAAAGCUGCAUUCUGCAAGCGUCUACCAACUGUUCUGGAGAAGAAGUGGCCUGAAUAUGCCACACUACUGAUUGAGGACAUUCGGACAUCACUUCCUGAGCAGUCUAAAGAUUUCGAAAAGUCACAAGCGCACGUCGCCUCUGCUGCUGAGAGAUGGGCUUUGCUUCAGUCAGAGCUUCUACGGGAGGAAUAUCAACUUCCAGAAUCUCUGCAGGCCGUCUUCUCCCAGACAGCUAAGGACAUCGUCAAAGCGUCCCUCGAAUUACUCAGAUCGAGGAAUGGCAAGCCAUAUGGCGCUGCUGCCGCGGUGGAUGAAUUGCAAAACCACUGUAAAGCUUUACUCGCCAACGACCAGGAGACUCAAAACAUUAUUGCAACUUUUGUCGUUGAAGAUUUGCCAGAAUUGUUGUCUUCACCUUCGCAAAGACAGCUCGUCUCACUCCUAUAUCACUUCCAGACCAACUCUCGUUUCAGCGACGCAUGGAAUCAGACCGCGACCGCUCUUGGUAAUACCCCAGACUCGGAGGAGAAGUUGAACGCUUUCCGUAAUCUUUUGGCUUCACCCAGGGUCAAACCUGCUGCAGAGAUUGCCGCUCAGAAUGGCGAUAUUCAAGCAUUCCUUCAGCGCCAAUUCAAGUCUAGCUUAGAAACAGGAGAACAAUGGAGCUUUGUAUCAGGCAUCCUCAAGGGUACACCAAGCGUGGCUUCUGCAGAGACUGUUGAUAGUAUGCUAGCAGACCUCACUGCUUCGCUCUCAAUAUCGGCGAAGGCCGACUCUGCUCUGGACGGUCUGCAAGAGAUCUCGCGAAGCAACAAGGCUCUUGUCAAGGAGCAUAUCAAGAAGCCUAAUGGAUCUCAGCUUCUGCCUAAUCUUCUACUAUUGGAAGAAUCUGCCAAUGAAUCACUAGCUGCCAAAGCCUCUAGCAUCAGCAAGAGUAUCGUGACCGAGGCAGACAAGGCUGGUUCUCAAACUAUUCUCUUCGAUGUCGUACAUCAGAGCUUGCGAGAUGUGUCAUCAAGCUCGCUGCCAAUGCCUCAAGUUCUUGACAUGGCUGCCAAUCUCAUCAAGGAUAGCGACCUUGAUCAGAAGAAGCAGGAAGUUGCCAAGCAAGCUCUGCCUGAUCUGGACUCUUGGAAGUCCGCAGUCACGCCAUUCAUUGCUACUGCACCUUCAAUCGCGCUUGCCAUUACCAGUGUCUUGGGAGGGGCCACUUAUUUGGUGGAUCCUGAGACCAAGUCCGACCCUUCCAAGAUCUUGAGGGAUGCGGAUGGCUUGUCACAGGCUCUGAGAUAUGCAAUGUACACCUCAAGGGUCUUCUCCAACAGUGUUCUUCUUCAAGCACUUGAGUCUGAGGCUCAACAAGAGCUAUUCCGGCUCUUUUAUAUCACGCAUAUUCUUCUGACCGAAAGCAUCUCUCUAACGGCAGAAGGAGGUCUUGCUUCACCCAACCCAGAGACCGAGGCUGAGGUUGUCGAGUUUGUCAAUGAGGCCAACAAAUUCAUUGGAGAUUGCUUCCAGCAAUACGAGGAUGCAUCAUCGUCUUAUGCAUUCGUUGGCACAAUCCUCGACAACUUUUUCGAGCAGUCAAAGGGUACCAGUACAUCUGCAUUCUACCAUGCCCAAGCGCUAAGCCACGCACUUGGUGACCUUGAGUCCAUCCAUGGCGGUGGUCAUGCUAAGGUUCAGGAGUACGAAGACAAGACAUUGCAGCUCUACAAGGCCAAAGAUGUUGUACCUUUCACUGCUUGCGCCAGUGGUCUCAAGGAAGCCCUAUCCGAUAGCAAGAAGCUCGACAGACAGACCAACGAGCUGGUAGCUGAUCUCACUGGCUUGGACGCCGCACAGUCUCCUGAAAAGGCCAUUACAAAACUCGUCAUGCUCAAUGCUUUGUUCCCUGAGAGCAAGCAGGCCGACAGCAUUGUUGCCAAGCAGCGUCUUAUCUUCUUGAUGAAGCACGUCCUUCCCUGGCUUGACAAUGACGAUAUUGUUACUCCUAUCAAAGCUGAGACUUGCAAGACUCUGCUCUUCGUCCUUCCUGGCGUGAGCGAUAUCUACGGUGAACAUUGGUCACAGAUUCUGGCAUUUUUGGCGCAUUCGUGGGAAUUGGGUUUCGUUCGUGACGAAGUCGCUGACGAGAGCCGCAUGGCCUUGAUCUACACCACUCUCCAACUUUGCUCAAUCCUCCGUAGCCUCAAAUCAGGCGAAGAGCCUAACGAUGAUCUUGUUGAUGCUUGGAAGGAGAGUUCUGAGAUACUCUACAUGGGCCUGAUGAACCUUGUGAGACAAGGUCAAGGUCAGUCCGACGAACACCACGAACCUCUGAAAGCUCUAUUCCAGCUCCUGGGCAGUGAAGUCGCAAAGUGGUCUACUGGCGAGGUCGAAGACGAGGCCGAGCUAUACCCUCUCCUCUACACACCAUCAAAGGCUCUGCAAAAGACAGCCUUCGAUAUUCUGCAUCGCGUCAUUCCAGCUGCACAGGAGCAAGUCUCCUUUGACGCAGCCUUGGAGAAGAAGACAGCUAAACUGCCCGAAGAGCUGUUGUCUUUGCUGCUUGCACCACCCACAUUGGACAGCCUGGCAGAUGCCUCUUUCCGCACAGGUAUUCCUCACGAGUUGCAGGCGUACCUCUAUAGCUGGCAACUAGUCUUCGAUCACUUCGCCAACGCCAGCUAUCAGGUCAAAUCUGACUACGUCGAGGCCCUCCGCGACGGCGAAUAUCUCGCUCACUUGCUGGAGCUUACCUGGGAACUCUUGGGUCAUGUCCGUGGCCGUCCUGUCGACGUAUCGAAAUACGACAUUCGCAAAUUCGACUACCUCGACCAAACAGGUGAUCUCGAAGGCUUGAGUGCAGACAAGCGCAUGCACUGGCUCCUAGCCCACCUAUACUACCAAUCCCUCAUGCACGUCCCCUCACUCACAAAAUCCCAAUUCCUAGCCAUCAAAUCGCGACAGACGGGUUUGGCCGUUGAGAGCUGGACUGCCAAAUACAUAGCCCCUCUUUUGGUGUCUGCAUCUCUAGAUUCUGUAGCCCAAUGGGCUGAUAGCGUGAAGAAUGACCCCGACUACGAAGGCUGGACCGUCAAAGUCUCGCCUCGCAGCCGCGAAGUCCACUUCUCCUAUCUCGUCGACGAACAAACCAUGGCCAUCGUUUUGCGCUUGCCCGAAACCUAUCCCUUGGCCUCCGCACGCAUCGAAGGCCUCAACCGCGUGGCCGCCGACGAGCGCAAAUGGCAAUCCUGGCUACGUAACGCACAAGGCGUGAUCCAAUUCAGCAACGGCAACCUCAUCGAUGGCCUUACAACUUGGAAACGCAAUGUAACUGGCGCACUGAAAGGCCAAUCCGAAUGUGCCAUUUGCUACAGUAUCAUCUCUGGAGAUAAACAGUUGCCGAGUAAGAGGUGCAGCACGUGUAAGAACUUGUUCCAUAGUUCUUGUUUGUUCAAGUGGUUCAAGACGAGUAAUGCUAGUACUUGUCCGCUGUGUAGAAACCCGUUCAACUAUGGGUAG
Aureobasidium melanogenum CBS 110374 is the source of this 4875-nucleotide messenger RNA. RefSeq lists its product as uncharacterized. Lineage: Eukaryota; Fungi; Ascomycota; Dothideomycetes; Dothideales; Saccotheciaceae. Gene Ontology annotation, molecular function: ubiquitin protein ligase activity; zinc ion binding; ribosomal large subunit binding. The transcript has 2 exons. Bases 1 to 4875 code for a protein of 1624 amino acids. Gene Ontology annotation, biological process: ribosome-associated ubiquitin-dependent protein catabolic process; rescue of stalled cytosolic ribosome. The record is from RefSeq and is a predicted model, not a curated record. Gene Ontology annotation, cellular component: cytosol; RQC complex.